UUCAAAAGGUUGAAAAGAAGAAGAAAAACUCAACCAGACGAUUGGGCCAUAAAUCACCCGGUAGCACUCAAAGUGACUCUAAAAUCCUGAAAGUCAAUAAUAAAAAAACAAGUGAAAUCAUGCAAGUGAGUACAGAAGAAAAAAAGUUAUGGAUUAAUAUGUUAGAAAAAGAUCUUGAUUUAUUCAAUCAAGUGAACUACAUUGAUAAGAAAAAGGAUCUGAAAAAAAUACAGGCUCGCGAAAAACGUUGAAAACUCGCGGAAAAAAAGAAGGCCGACUUUAUCGCUCGCGAAAAACGUCGCGAACUAGCUAAGGAAAAACAAAGACAAUUUAGAGCUCGCGAAUCAGAAAAAAAUCGAUCCAAGGACAACACAUCGAAGGAUAUCAUCCCUGAGCCCAUGAUGGAAUUGGAUUCAUCGAUCGAGAUCAUUCCCAGCACUCCAUCAGUCAUCAAUUUAAUCCUGGAACGCGAGGGUGAAGAUGCUCAGCAUGGAUCAUUGAAUUUCGCGACCUCAACCCCGAAAAAACCGCGAAAAACUAUCGAGGAAAUCGAGGCCGUUCUAGUCGCGUUGGGCGCGAAUCUAGAACAAAGGAAUCGCGAGGACGAUUACGAAGGGCGAUGGGCUCCAACGCAGCGCCAAAAAGAGCUUGAUCAAAUUGCGAUGCAAUUGGAUCAAAGCGGGGAUGAUGAUGAUGAAGGAUUGGUCAUCCAGAGUCUUGAUUUCACCCCGUUAUCACCCAGUAACCGUUCGGGCUAAAA
This is a messenger RNA of Diachasmimorpha longicaudata, 760 nucleotides long. RefSeq lists its product as uncharacterized. The record is from RefSeq and is a predicted model, not a curated record. The transcript has 2 exons. The coding region runs from base 399 to 758 and encodes 119 amino acids. Lineage: Eukaryota; Metazoa; Arthropoda; Insecta; Hymenoptera; Braconidae.